AUGGAGGGCGCGAGCGUGUGGGAUAUUGAUGCGUUUCGUCCAGGUGGUUCUGUGGAAGCUGAGUGUGAAGCGAUGGAGCUGAAGCUGCGUGAGUCUCGCAUUGAGAUUACCGACGAUGUCCAGCUGCAAGAGGCAGGAGGUUGGCAGAUGGUGCACUUGGAACACAAUCCGGCCGCCGUGAAACUCGCGCUGCGCCACUUGAAGGCCUCCCUUAAUAUGCUUGUUCACGACCUUUUCCAUGCUCGCUGGCAGCAGGAGGCUGAUUCUGGGGAGCCAUUGCGCGUCCGUUGGAUUCCGGCCUUCUUUCCCUUCACUUCGCCCAGCUUUGAGGUCGAGGUCUGGUUCCGUGGCAAGUGGCUUGAGAUUCUCGGUACAGGCAUUGUUCAGCAGCAUACUCUUAACCAGGCGGGCAUACCUGAGAAGCUUGGCUGGGCAUUUGGUCUAGGACUAGAGCGCAUUGCUAUGGUGCUCUUUUCGAUCCCAGAUAUCCGGCUCUUCUGGUCGCGAGACGAACGUUUUUUGAAUCAUUCGCUCCUUUCAUUCAAGCCAUAUUCCAAGUACCCACCAUGCUACAAAGAUGUGUCGUUCUGGAUGCCCGAACAAUUCCAUGAGAACGAUCUGUUUGAGACCGUUCGCGACCAGGCAGGUGAUUUAGUGGAAGAUGUUGUAUGCAUUGACGACUUUGUGCACCCCAAGACAAAGAAGCGCAGCCGCUGCUACCGCGUAAACUACCGGAGUAUGGAUCGCAACCUGGAGAACGAGGAAGUAAAUGCUAUCCAUGCCAAGGUGCUGGAACAGCUGGUCUUGCGCUGCCAGGUAGAGAUUCGAUAA
Molecule: messenger RNA, 831 nt
Organism: Malassezia sympodialis ATCC 42132
Lineage: Eukaryota; Fungi; Basidiomycota; Malasseziomycetes; Malasseziales; Malasseziaceae
Gene: MSF1
Exons: 2
Coding region: 1-831 (276 amino acids)
Biological process (GO): phenylalanyl-tRNA aminoacylation
Cellular component (GO): mitochondrion; cytoplasm
Molecular function (GO): tRNA binding; phenylalanine-tRNA ligase activity; ATP binding
Source: RefSeq, a predicted model, not a curated record